GCCGCAACCCGGGUGACGAAGAUGGUGCUCAUCAAGGAAUACCGUGUAGUGUUGCCAGUCUCUGUGGAAGAGUAUCAAGUAGGGCAGCUGUACUCUGUGGCUGAGGCCAGCAAGAAUGAGACAGGAGGAGGAGAAGGCAUUGAGGUGCUGAAGAACGAGCCCUAUGAGAAGGAUGGGGAGAAGGGACAAUACACACAUAAAAUAUACCAUCUAAAGAGUAAAGUCCCGGGAUAUGUGAAGAUGAUUGCACCAGAGGGAGCGUUAGUUUUUCACGAAAAGGCUUGGAACGCCUACCCGUACUGUCGCACCAUUGUGACGAAUGAGUACAUGAAGGACGACUUUAUGAUAAAGAUCGAGACGUGGCACAAACCUGACAUGGGAACAGUAGAAAAUGUCCAUGACCUGGACGAGCAGACAUGGCCAACUGUUGAGGUGGUGCCCAUAGAUAUUGCAAGCAAAGACGAAGUGGCCUCUGGGGACUACAAGCCAGAGGAAGAUCCUUCUCUUUUCCACUCGGCCAAGACAGGCAGAGGACCUCUAGGCCCUGAAUGGAAGAAUGAGCUGAAGACAGAUUGUCCCUACAUGUGUGCGUACAAACUGGUUACUGUCAAGUUCAGAUGGUGGGGUCUGCAGACCAAAGUGGAAAACUUCAUUCACAGGCAAGAAAAACGUAUUUUCACCAACUUCCACCGCCAGCUGUUCUGCUGGAUUGACAAAUGGGUGGGUUUGACCAUGGAGGACAUCAGGAGGAUGGAAGAGGAGACUCAGAAAGAGCUGGAAGAGAUGCGUCAGAAAGGAGAUGUGCGAGGCACCUCAGCAACAGACGAGUAGAGGCUCGUCGCUGUAGGUCAGACACUAGAGGCAGGCUGACUGCGUAAAACAGGUCCGAUUCGAGGCACCAGUGCUGCUCAUGAGCAAUGAGGCAAAUCAACCAAACCCUGUCAUGAUGAUGUCAUCGGAGACACGCCCACCACGCUGAGGAAGUGGCCCCGACGUCGCCUCUUCUGUCUCUUCUGUCUCACAUGAUUCAUUGGGGGGUUUGACACGAUUGGUUAACAGUACUGUACAGAUCCUCCCCCAAUCACACACCUCCUGUUCACUCAGAAAACAAUAAAAAGAAAAAAAACAUUCAACAGUUUUGCAUACAUAUAAAAAGGAAAAAAAAAAACUCUUUGCACAGAACGUAAAUUGCCUGAUAUGUAAUUGUUAGUUAAUUAUUACAAUGGGCUUUGUUUUUAUUCAGGUGUGUAAACCGUGACUCAGACAGUCAAGCCUUUUAAAUUCAUUAGAAUGUUGUUUUUAGCUCCCAUAAAAAUUAGUACGACUUCAGCCGGUAUUGGACCAUUUAUCCCUCCCUUCCCUUGUAUUAUAACCGUUUGUCUCUACUUGAUUCCUCGUCUCUCCCCUCAGUAUUGUCUGUACUCUUGUCCUGGCAAAAGUUUGUCUCAGAUCCCUCCCCCUUUGUCUCACUGUCCCUCUGUCUGGCAGUUGGUUGGGAAUAUUUCUGUUUUAAUUUCGAGGCGGAUCCAAGCAGAUAUAAUGCUCAUGCAUGAUAGAUAAUUCUUUGCUAUUGUUUUCCCCACACAUGCACACCGACCCUCCUCCUCCUCCUCCUCCUCCUCAUCUUCCUCCUCCUCUUCCUCCUCCGUCACAAGUGCAUGUGGACAACAGCAACUCCUCACUUAAACUGUCAUUGCAUGGUCGCUGCAAUGCAGCUUUGCUCAAGUGGACUGUAUGUGUUGACCAGAGAGCGGGUUAGCGCCCUCUAGGAGAGUCUGUACAAUACACUCGUGUGCAUAUGUGUGCUUGUUUGUGUUUUCAACUGCCUUCACUCUUAAAGGACUGUCACUCUUGGGACUGAGAUGGAUAACGUUCAGCUUAAAAUCGAGGCUUGUAAACUUGGCCUCCUGAACUUUGCCUCAUGCUGUCGCUGCAUGGCCUUCCUCCUUGGCUAGGGCUUUAACUGGAGCGCUCCCACGGCCUCCACGGAAGCUUUUUUCAUUUUCUUUUUUCUUUUUUAAAAAACAAAUAAGGAUGAGAGUCUGUGCGUUGCUGCGUGCAUGAAUCAAGGUAGUUGUUUUUUUUUUUUUUAUAUCUUUCUCAAACUACUGUUUCCUUUCUCAACUGACAGAGCAAAUGGGUCCAGGCAGAUCUGCCGUGUUUGUUGCAUUCUGGGUGUUUAGUUUUUUUUAUUUUCACCAUGUAUAGUGAUUUUUUUAUUUUUUUUUUAAGCUUUUCAUCCACAAGAAAAUAUGAGAUCAGUCUGAAUUUUUGUGGACUGUUUCUAGUUAAGGAUGAAAUUGCUUUGGUUCAGUAAACUGCAGUUAAGGUCGGUGUUGGGUGAUCUAGUUCGAGCGUCUUUAUCCAGCUCACUACUUUACUGUUUUGUUUUGAAUUUUUUUUUGUCUUUUUUUUUUUUUUUUUUUUGCUGCAUUGACUUGAGGUUUUAUCACAGCAGAAGCUCUUUGUCUUGAGCUUAGCGCAGAUCCUGUCGAAUUCUAGGGGAAAAAAAACUAUUUAGUGAUGUUUUAUAUGAUCAUGACGUAGCUUUGUUAAGACUUUGGAUCAGGUGCGUGUCUCCAAAAUUCUUAGGUUUGUGUUAUAACCUAUCUGUGUUGAAAAGAGAGUUAUAAGUGUACUUUAUGAUGAUAGGCCCAUUAUAGAGGUGGACAAACUGUACAUACACACACUGACUUGAAUGGGAUAUUCACAGGUUUGUCAUUCAAUACUGUACUGCUAACUUUAAGGAGGUUAUGCUGUUGUGAAAGCAGGUAACGGACAGCGUGCUGUGUUGGUUUAACUGUACCUCAUCCAUGCUUAUGAAUGUACAGCUGCACAGAUGAGCGGAUAGAUGUUGCAGGACGUUUCAAAACCUGUACAAGCAUGACAUGGACCCGUUAUAUCACCAGUACAUGAGGACAAAUGGAUUUACUAAAACACUAGAUUUGCAUGCUCGGCAUUUUCUUUAUUUCUUUACAGUUGCUUCUCCGAUCACGUUUGAGCUGAGCUUUACAGAAGCUCUCAGACAAAAAGGGAAAUGUCCUUUCCAUGGUAGGCUUCUCCUCAACAUCCAACUGGACUCAGCUCGACCUCAGAUUCGCAGACGAGGAGUGAAAAGCCUGAGCAAGUUUGAUGCUGAUGGGGAGUCGCCCUGCAGGCUGUGUGAUGUACAGAUUUGUAGCAUUACCAGUGAUGCCAGCCAGACUGUGAGGGGAGGGAUAGAAGCUUAGGGAACAGAUGGAGUCCAAAAUACUGUUUUCUUUCUGUAAUCAUGAAUAAGCACUUGCAAAAUCUACUGUUUCUUUUUUUUUUUUUUUCUUUUAUGUUUUUUUUUCUUUUUUGUUUUUGAAAGACAAAGAUUCACAGUGUAUUCAAUUUCUCUUUUCUGAUAAGGCAACAUUCAGGGGAAUUAGUAGUGAAUGUAAUACAAUUAGUUCCUUUUUUUUUUUCUUUUUCACGGCUUUUCAGCUGUGACAGAAGGUCUAGACAAUGGAACAUAACAGAAUAUCUAAUAAAUUUGAACAAAUAAGAGAA
Stegastes partitus (bicolor damselfish) is the source of this 3534-nucleotide messenger RNA. Its product is annotated as phosphatidylinositol transfer protein beta isoform-like. The transcript has 13 exons. Lineage: Eukaryota; Metazoa; Chordata; Actinopteri; Pomacentridae. The coding region runs from base 22 to 831 and encodes 269 amino acids. The record is from RefSeq and is a predicted model, not a curated record. Gene Ontology annotation, molecular function: phosphatidylcholine binding; phosphatidylinositol transfer activity; phosphatidylinositol binding. Gene Ontology annotation, biological process: phospholipid transport. Gene Ontology annotation, cellular component: cytoplasm.